Molecule: messenger RNA, 1815 nt
Organism: Vitrella brassicaformis
Lineage: Eukaryota; Vitrellaceae
Source: the annotation of a GenBank genome assembly
AACCGCUGCGGUGAGAUCUUCGAGAAAAUCGUCAUGAAGAAACGUGCUGAGAAGAAGUCUGGUCGUUCUGGCGAUCGUGAUGCCAGCAAGGUGAUGAAGGAGGGCAAGAAGAAGCGAGGUGGUGAGCCAACCAUCGACAGGAGCCGAGCCGAGGCCUUGAUUCCACUCAUUAAGAACAAGCAGAAGCGGCGAGAGCUCCUUGGCAAGCUGUUCCGGGAGAAGCAGAAGGAGAAAGCGAAGUUUAGAAGAGCGAGGAAAGCCGCAGAGGCGCGGGGCGAGAAGGUCAGCACCGCCGAACACGCAAUGAAUAAGCCGACACACAUGCCAGUGUGCUGUUUUCAGGUCGAGAGGCAGAAACCGAGGACCAUAGAGGACAUGCGGGAGGCAGACGACACCAUUGGUAACACAAGGGAGAGGAUCAGAUGCUUAUGUGACAACACCGAUGUCUUGUUGUGUUGCAGUGACCAAGGAGGACGAGGAGGUCCAGGCGGAGGACGCUGCCGAUGAAUUCGCCUCUUACUUCGAUGGAUCGAGGCCGCCAAAGAUCAUGCUCACAACCAACAAGUGAGCUGCGGAGGGGGCGAGAGGGAUGACAAGCAGCGCAUGGAUGCUGAUGGUGUCUGGUGUGUGUCAGGCGGCCGUCUGCUGAGAUGUUUGAUUUCCUUAAGGAGCUGGUCGCCAUCAUACCGCGAUGCUUCUACCAUAAGGUGAGCCGGCAAGACAUCGAUGGGUGCGCACAUAGCCGCAUUAUCUGGUAUGCUUGGCCGUUUGCAGAGGGCGAAUCGCGAGAUCAAGAAGAUGGUCAAGUAUGCGUGUGACAAGAACUUCACGGACCUCAUCAUCGUCAACGAGAAGGCCAAGCGGCCCUUUUCACUCUACAUCUGCCACCUGCCAGGUGCCCCCCACGGACGCCACAUCACAUCUACUGGUGGCUAGUUACCAUUCCCUGCCGUCAUCUGCAUGCAGAGGGCCCGACCACCUUCUUUCGCCUGACGAGGCUGAAGCUUGCACAACACAUGAAGGUGAGGGAGUGAGCAGAGCGCACUGAAGGAAACGUGCACACACUAUCUGGAUCGAAUGUGCGGCAUUUGUCGUAUAUCGUCAGGGUGGUGCGACGUCGAGUGAUCACAAUCCUGAGAUCAUCCUCAACAACUUCGACUCACGAGUCGGACACAGGCUGGGUGAGUUAACCGCUCCACACACAUGGCCGCAUAGAUGAUUGCUCUGCCUGUGUUUGUGUGUGCAGGGCGUCAGUUCGCGGCGUUGUUUCCGCAGCGUCCUGAGUUUCUGGGCCGUCGUGUGAUCUGCUUCCACAACCAGAGGGACUUCGUUUUCUUCAGACACUACAGGCACGGUUGUCACAGGCAGACAUAUGUGAGUCAAUGGUAUGGUUGUUUCGUUCAGGUAUGAGUUCGACAAGAAUGGGGAGCGGACUCGGCUGCAGGAGAUCGGCCCACGAUUCACUCUCAAACUCAGAUGGAUGCAGGCAACCCACCACACCACACCAGACGACACGAGCACAGAAGCACCAAUGCUCUGUGUGUGUGUGUGUGUGUGUUAGGAGGGUACGUUCAACACGACAUCCGGCGAGUAUGAGUUCCUGUGGCGGCCGGACCUGCAAGUGUCGAGGAAGAAGUUCUUCAUGGGAUAGCGGGGUGGAUUGAUGAAGCAAUCACAGUCAAUCUGUGCAUGGGUGCUGUGUAUAGACAGACAGACAGACAAACAGACAUGCUGCAUGUCGACGUCGAUCAUGUGACUCACACUCUCUGCCCGUGCACGUGAUUGAUUGACUGAUAAUUGAUCGACUGACUCACU